Paramormyrops kingsleyae is the source of this 2417-nucleotide messenger RNA. NCBI's taxonomy places the organism in Eukaryota, Metazoa, Chordata, Actinopteri, Osteoglossiformes, Mormyridae. The record is from RefSeq and is a predicted model, not a curated record.
AGGCUUCGGGCUGAUUUAUUUAGCCUCACCGCAGCAGGAUGCUCCCGUUCGAGAAGACGCCAAUUUCGUGAUUAAAGUGGAGUUUCAUGAAAAUGGGCCUUUGUUCACAGAACUGAAAUUUUAUCAAAGGGCCGCAAAACAAGAAAGCUGUAAGUAUUAUUACCUUACUGUACCAUAGAAACCUGCUACACACUGCACCAAGCCCCCCAGGUACGAAUCCGCAAUUCUCUGUAAUAUAAAUCUGUUUGUUUUAGUAGGCCCUAAAUAAUGCCAGUUCAGCUGGCAUGGACUGCUGUAGAAGUUUGAGUUUUCUGGGUUUAUUCUUAUCGGGGAGCAGAACCUUCUUUUGUGUUAAUGCAAAAUAAAAUAGCCAGUGUAGCAUUAAAACACAAUAGUGUCCACCAAAAAGGUAUUUUUAACUGCAUAGGUGAGUAAGGCUUAACCAUUAUAACAGGCUUUUCUUUUGGCCUCCUGGUCUGAAAGAUGGCGGGCCCAAUGAACGCUAAAUUGGACAGCUUAUUGGGGAAACAGAGGAGGGCGGUAGCUCUGCUUUUAGCGGUGCUGCGGGCGGACAGCACCGCGCUGAUUAAGUGGCAGUGGAUGAAAAUGAUCUCUGCUAGUCAAAUUAAUAAGCCAAGGCAAACAUGUACCCCUGUGCUCGUUAGCGCAAUCCCAGCUUGUUUUGACUCUAAUUUUUAGAGGGUGACCAAAUUGCAAAUAAUGAUGCUGGUUGUUCCAGGGGAGCCUCUGACCACCUGUCUAGCUGGUGGUGAGCCAACCUGGCCUGCUGUAGCAGGAUGGCUGUCCACAUUUACUGGGGUGGGGGUGGAUGCAGGUGGACAGGGCACCUGGAAGGCUGAUGAGCUGGUAGGCUGUGCUUCUGUGGUUGUAGGACUGUGACCUCAGACUUUGGGUCCACUGGAUGUUUUCCAGUUUUCUUCUGUGGAGAACACAGGCUGUGGGCAGUAUUAUUUGAUGUACCAAGGAAUACGAAAGUGGAAGAGGGAGCGAAGAUUAAACUUUCUUGGGAUUCCAAACUACUGGGGCUCUGGACUGUCUGAAUAUCAAGGGACACGCUACAGGUUCAUGGUGGUGGACCGCUUAGGAGCUGACCUGCAGAAGGCGUGUCAACAGAAUGGCAGCAAGCUGAAGAGGCAGACGGUCCUGCAGCUGGGCUGUCGCAUGUUGCACGUGUUGGAGUACAUUCAUGAACAUGAAUAUGUCCAUGGUGACAUCAAGGCUGCCAACCUGUUGCUUGACUACGACGACCCCAACAAGGUAUACCUGGCUGACUAUGGGCUCUCAUAUAGGUAUUGUCCUCAGGGUGUUCACAAGGAGUAUAAAGAAGAUCCUAAGAAGAGACACAAUGGCACGACUGAAUACACAAGUAUAGAUGCUCACAAUGGAGUAGCCCCCCCAGAGACCUCCGCCAGCCAGACGUGCAGGAGCUGCCAGAUCCAAAAUCGCGCCUUCUGAUGGGAAAGCAACAGCUGCAAGCCCCGCCGCAGCCCAGCCAUCUUCCCCGGUGCUGGCACGUGGCAGGAUAGCUAAGGCAGCACCGCGGCCAAGGACCCCUGAAAUGGAGCCCAGGCCCCGUCCUUUGAGAGGACAGGCCUAUGCCACACCUACUGAACAGAAACCUAAGGUGGCACUGGCCAGACCUCCUCGUAAACGGGUACAGCAACCAGAAGCAGACGCCCAGAGUCUCAGGUGGGCAGAAGAACCUGAAGAUUUGGAGGAGCAUGGGGAGCCGGUCCUACAGCAGCCCGCAGGAGACCGGGGCCCGAGCUGGGCGCUGAAACUCUACAGUGCCCUCAUUACGCUCCUCUUCCUUGUCCUCCUUGCUCUGCUUGCCCUUUGAUGUUGAUGGUAAUAGGUCUGUUUUCAGGGCUUUGGUACAGCCAUUUUCACUGUAAUAGGCUACAACAGAUGAACACGAUUGUCAAAAUUGAAAUUAAAAAAACAGAUUUCAGUAUAUCUGUCCUGACUGACACCAUUAGUAAACAAACACACUGUUCCCUGCCAGUCAGGGGCAGUAGGAGUCUGGAGCCAAAGAGCAUACCUUACUGCAGUAGGGGCACUCUCCAAAUACCAUGCUGAAGCUUUGGCGGCUGGAUGGCAGGCCUCUCAGCCACUGUGGGGCAGAAGGAAGCUCUCAUUACCACUGGAGUAGGGUUUAGUGCUUUGGUUCAAAUACACCAGUAGGGUAUGGGUUUGAAUUUUUUGUUACUGAUGGGAUAUAGAGUUGGCAUGGAGAUAAAUAUUAACAUCAUUUGCCAAUUUUACAACUCUUUGGGACUGGUACUUAUUUCAGGGACAAAACUUUAAGAAUAACUUAUGACUGCACGUCUGGCUGGCUUAAUACAUUACUUGUUCUUAAAAGAAUGCGUAUUAAAGGAAAUUUUACAACCCUUGCA